AUGAAUCCUCACCUAUGCUUCGGUUUAUUGUGCGCCGUGCUUGUAGCACACACAUCUGCCUCUGUAGUAUACAGAUCAGGCUAUGGCGGAAGGAAGAGCGGAUAUGGUAAUGAAGGAAACGGUUAUGGCGGCAGUGGUGGAAAUGGAUACGGAGAAAACGGUGGAAACGGAGGAUACGGAAAUAACGGCAAUGGAAAUGGUGGCGGAAAUGGUGGAUAUGACGGAAACGGUUACGGGGAAAAUGGUGAAAACGGAGGAUACGGGGAUAACGGCAAAGGAAAUAAUGGUGGAAAUGGUGGAUAUGACGGAAACGGUUACGGGGACAAUGGUGGAAACGGAGGAAACGGGGAUAACGGCAACGGAAAUAAUGGUAAAAAUGGUGGAUAUGACGGAAACGGUUACGGGGAAAAUGGUGAUAACGGAGGAUACGGGGAUAACGGCAACGGAAAUAAUGGUGGAAAUGGUGAAUAUGGUGGAAACGGUUUUAAGAACAAUGGUGGAAAUGGAGGAUACGGGGAUAACGGCAACGAAAAUAAUGGUGGUAAUGGUGGAAAAGGUGACAACGGUGGCAAUGGUGAUAACGGUUACGGAUAUGGCGGGAAAGGUGGCAAUGGUGGAAAUGGUGGGGGGUAUGGAGUAGAUGCUUAUAAUGGAGGAGGAAACAACGGCGAUAAUGGACAAGGAUACGGCGAAGAAUAUGGCGUCGAAACAACUUCUUACGAUCAGAAGUACUCAUCUAAAGGUGGAGAGUAUGGAGGAUAUCAACAAAGAUCUAACAAAAAUAGAGGUCGAGGUGGCAAAAAUGGUAGACGAGUCGGAAAAGGUAGUGGUAGAAGUGGUAGAAAGGGAAGCAAGGGAGGCAGAUAUAACAACAAAAACGGAAACAACGGUGGUAGAUAUGGUGGAUACCGUGGACAAGGUAGCUACAAAAAACCAAGUUAUGACUGGUGA
Molecule: messenger RNA, 951 nt
Organism: Magallana angulata
Lineage: Eukaryota; Metazoa; Mollusca; Bivalvia; Ostreida; Ostreidae
Exons: 1
Coding region: 1-951 (316 amino acids)
Source: RefSeq, a predicted model, not a curated record